UUCCUUUCAGGAAGUAUGGACGGCUCUGAUGUUGACGGGAUUUCUACGAUCAUGCCUCAGAGUAGAUAAUCUUUAGGAGUUGCUGAUUCUCCCUGGUAAAGCCCUCACUUCAGACUACCGCCUGCUUCAGCGAAGAAUGUCGGACCCUUUUUGGUACACUUUUCCCUCUCCCCUGGAAGGUUAUCAGGGUCUCCCGCCACUCCCGGAGGAGUUAAAUGAGGAUGGCAAGUCCUUCAAGAACCCUCAGACGGGCUCGCUGAGCGAAAGCUACCAGAAAUUCACCUCCGGUAUCAGUAAUGACCGGCGAGGUGGUUUUGAUGUCCACAUCUACUACCACCUCAACAGCGAUGAACAGAAGGAGUACGCCCGCGCGCUUUGGGAGAGGAUUCGAAGGGAAUUCCCGGAGUUGAGGAUCUAUCGAUUCUGGGAUCGUCCGGUUGGACCACAUACAAUGGCCAUGUUCGAAGUCAACAUCUUCACACCAGCGCAAUUUGGAGCCUUCAUUCCAUGGCUGAUCAUCAAUCGAGGGCCGCUGUCUGCUCUUGUCCAUCCCAAUCAUGACGAUGGCGAUGCAUUGAGGGAUCAUAGUCAAAGAGCGACGUGGCUGGGAGAGCGCGUGCCGCUUGAUUUGGGCAUGUUGAAGAAGUUCGUGGACAAAAGGACAAGUGAGCGAGUAAAUGGGAAGACAGGGUAGAAGCUGCGUGUGAGUGUGAGUGCAGGAGAAUUGUGUGGAUGGUGUAUUUUAGAUACCAGACGCUUACCUUCUUCCUCUUCUUCUGGCAUGCGCUUGUCUUAGCUGGAGAGCACUCUAUGUUCACCGGCGUUCAAUUUACC
This is a messenger RNA of Cladophialophora immunda, 834 nucleotides long. RefSeq lists its product as uncharacterized. Lineage: Eukaryota; Fungi; Ascomycota; Eurotiomycetes; Chaetothyriales; Herpotrichiellaceae. The record is from RefSeq and is a predicted model, not a curated record. The transcript has 2 exons. Bases 137 to 694 code for a protein of 185 amino acids.